This is a messenger RNA of Verticillium nonalfalfae, 2607 nucleotides long. RefSeq lists its product as uncharacterized. The record is from RefSeq and is a predicted model, not a curated record. Gene Ontology annotation, cellular component: cytoplasm. The coding region runs from base 1 to 2607 and encodes 868 amino acids. The transcript is spliced from 2 exons. Lineage: Eukaryota; Fungi; Ascomycota; Sordariomycetes; Glomerellales; Plectosphaerellaceae.
AUGGGCAACUCCAAUACAAAGGAGUCUCGUCCCGAGCCUUCCGGCGCCUCCGGCCGGCUCUCCCAGGCGCCCUCACAUGAGCCCGCCGCCGCCAGCCGACCGAACGAGCAACCUGUUCCUCCUUCGGACCGUAGCAGGAAUAGGCAAAGUCGGUUUACAAGAGGCGAGCUCAAUCUUCUUGGCCUGGGCUCAACGGGAGCUAACAACAGAGAAGAGGCGCCCUAUGAACGGAGGGAAACGAAACAGGAAAGGGAGGCGAGACGCCUCGAGAAGGAAAGAACGGCUCGUGAAAAGGAGCGUGAACGGAGUAUGAAAGAGGAACAUGUCGACGGAGGAUAUCUGGUCACGCUUGGCGUCUACACCGGACCCGAAGACUUCAAUAAGCAAGUCGUCAGGCAGCUUCAGCUCGAUCGCAAAAUCGCGCCUUUCUGGCGAGGCCUUGACGACAAGGAUGACAGCUGGACCGAAUACCAGCUCGUCUGCGCUGGCCGAGGUCUCCCCAUCCCCGCUGCCGACGAGCAACCCCCCGAAGACCUUGUUCCUGCAGCUCCGACGCCGGUUUCGGCCAAUGCCUCUUCGCAAAACCUUGCAAAUUUGACGGUGCCCAUGGGCCCUCGCUCGUUGUCUGUUGAGUCUGACUACAGCACAUCGACGGCCAACGCCAACUCGGCCCUUGCCUCGCCAACCACGAACCCAAAGCGGUCGAGCUCUCCGUUCAAGCCUCGCGCAAAAGCCCUUGCUGCGGCCCUCAGCGGCAGUUCGCGCAAUAACUCUUCAGCCAAUAUUGCGCCUCGUGAGAUCACCUUACCACAUGACCCCUUCGUCAAUGGCCAGCUCCUCGAGGUCUUUCUCUACAAAGACGCUUCCGAGUGUCCCAUCUGCUUCAUGUACUACCCCCCGUACCUCAACCGUACCCGUUGUUGCGACCAGCCGAUUUGCAGUGAAUGCUUCGUCCAAAUCAAGCGACCCGAACCACAUUACCCAGAACACCACGGCGAGCCAGGCGAGCCAGGUCAACCGCAGGCGCCCAGCCCGGAGCAGAAUCCGGAGAUGCUUAUCUCAGAACCCGCUGCGUGUCCCUAUUGUCAACAGUCCGAAUUCGGUGUCACGUACGAGGCACCACCCUUCCGCCGCGGCCUCGCGCACGCUAUGCCCCCGCUGAGCUCGCAUAACACGGCCAUGUCGUCACAGAGUUCGCUCAGCUCAACCAUGCCCGGAUCUCCGCCCACCGGCAGAAGGCGCACGCAGAGCCUGUCCGCCAAUGCGCCAAACGUCAUUGCUACCGACCGCGUCCGCCCCGAUUGGUCUAGCAAGCUCGCCGCACAACGGGCGCACCAAGCCAGGCGCGCUGCUGCCGCCACAGCGCUACAUACGGCCGCUUUCCUCAUCGGCGAAAACCAACCACAACGUGGUUUUGCUUUUACUCGGCCUGGCCGCUUCAGUAGACGCAACACCGGGCAGAGCAGCCCAUCUGCCAACCCUGGCGACGAAAGCCCGUUGGCACAUGACGGCGAGGAUCCGAACGGCAUGGAACCGGGCCCUCGUGGAUCCUCUGGUCGUGGCAUUCUCGGUCGCCGAAGCCGCAUGGACGAGCUCGAGGACAUGAUGUUCAUGGAGGCUGUUCGACUCUCUCUCGCUGCCGAAGAGGACCGAAAGCGGAAACAGGAAAAAGCCGAGCGCAAGGAUGCCAAGAAGCGGGAGAAGGAGGAGCGAAAAGCAGCGAAGAAGGCCGAGAAGCAAGGCCAUUUUUACAACGGAGGUAGCUCUGCUAGCGCCAGCAGCUUGUCUCUCGGAUUUGGUAGACGUCGUGGCAACAGCACGACCAGCAACCUUCGCAUGGAAGCAACGCAGAACGCGCAGACCAGCUCGACCAAGGUCAACGAAGUGCCUAGCGGGUCGCCCACCAGCCCGACACCACCUGUGGAGGCCGGCGACAAGGGCAAGGGCAUCGAUCGUGGACAGGCUGAAUCGGAAGGCGUCGACAGCACAGCUACCCAGAGCAGCUCGACAGUACCCUCGCUACCGAUCCCCACGACGAGCCGCGGCCCGUCUCACCUCAGACAAAUGAGCAACGCUUCAUCGAUAUCCUCCUCUCUCGCUGACAGCGCGGCUGGGAGCUACUCGAACACUGGCUACCUCGAUGGUAACAACCCUCGAGGAAAUGGGACCAGCUCGGGUGCGCGGGGCGAAGAAGCCGACCGCGACGCUACAGAGCCCAUGUACAACUUCCGCAGCCUGGCAGAGAUGGUGGGCGUCGACAUUGAGAAUGGCGAAAGCUUGGCACGAGCUGGGGACACGAACAACAGCUCAGCGACCAAAAAGAGAGACGAUGACGAUGUCCCUGAAGCCGAACAAGUAGAGGAUGUCCGUCUUACGAAGCAACAGCUGGUCGAGGAUAGCGUGGCAACGCUCAAACCCCCACCUACGAUAAUCGAGCUGCCUGAAGAACACGGAGAGACGAGCGUCACCAGCACGCCCAUCAGCGAUAUAUCAACGCCUGAGGUUAUGGUCACGCCGGAGACACCGGCACCUCUCGACGACGAAGGGGGCGAGUCAAAGAAACUGGGAUACUCAAUGGUGGAGAGGUCACCAGCUAUCACACACUGA